Messenger RNA from Leguminivora glycinivorella, 1998 nucleotides. It is a transcript of the gene pit, whose product is annotated as probable ATP-dependent RNA helicase pitchoune. The record is from RefSeq and is a predicted model, not a curated record. NCBI's taxonomy places the organism in Eukaryota, Metazoa, Arthropoda, Insecta, Lepidoptera, Tortricidae. Gene Ontology annotation, biological process: maturation of LSU-rRNA from tricistronic rRNA transcript (SSU-rRNA, 5.8S rRNA, LSU-rRNA). Gene Ontology annotation, cellular component: nucleolus. The coding region runs from base 95 to 1951 and encodes 618 amino acids. The transcript has 11 exons. Gene Ontology annotation, molecular function: nucleic acid binding; RNA helicase activity; ATP binding.
UGUCAACAAGCCGAAAGCGAGAAAACCACGUGUGAUAUUUAUUUCCACAGCUUGAGAUGUUCUAAAAUUACUCUAAUAGAUUAAUUUCAUCAAAAUGCCGACGCCCGACAAAAUUCUUCUCAGGAAAAUUAAGAAACGCGAAAAAAAUAAAUUAAAGCUAGCCGAGAAAAAGUCAAGCGUGCCAGAGACAACAUCUGAGCCAGAGCCAAUUAAAGAUUUAAAGAAACGGCCACAUGAAAACAAUGUCCCUGAAAACAUAACAAAAAAAAAAAAGAAGAAGAAGAAGGUACAACAAGAACCAGUGGAAGUGAAAGAAGAAACCACGGAAAAUGAUUCGGACAAUAAUGAUGGAAAUGAGAGUGAUGAUAAUGAUGAGAAGGAAACAAUUGAGAAAAAGCCAGACCCAGAUUCAAGCCAACUUCCAGGAUCCAGCUUAUGCCUCGGUAUUUUAUCUACUCAAAGCUUCUCUGCAUUGGAGGACAAAGUUUGUGAAGCAACACUCAUGGGUGUAAAAGAUAUGGGUUUCACAACUAUGACAGAGAUUCAAGCUAAAGCCAUACCGCCUCUGCUCGAAGGCAGGGACCUUGUGGGAGCAGCCAGGACAGGCUCUGGAAAGACUUUGGCUUUUCUAAUACCAGCUAUUGACCUUAUUUAUAAGCUGAAAUUCAAGCCAAGAAAUGGCACAGGAGUCAUAAUUCUGUCACCAACAAGAGAGUUGUCUAUGCAAACUUUUGGAGUAUUGAUGGAGUUAAUGAAGUAUCACCACCACACCUACGGGUUGGUUAUGGGUGGUGCUAACAGAAGUACAGAAGCUCAAAAGUUGUCUAAAGGUAUUAACAUUCUGGUAGCCACCCCAGGGAGACUGCUGGAUCAUUUGCAGAAUACUCCAGACUUCCUGUACAAAAAUCUGCAGUGCCUAGUUAUUGAUGAAGCUGACAGGAUAUUGGAGAUUGGAUUUGAAGAAGAAGUGAAACAAAUCAUAAAAUUAUUACCCAAACGCCGACAGACUAUGCUGUUCAGUGCUACGCAGACCAAGAAGACGGAGGCAUUGACAGCUCUGGCUGUCAAACACGAGCCUGCCUAUGUGGGAGUUGAUGACCACAGGGAGCAAGCCACUGUUGAUGGUUUGGAACAAGGUUACAUAGUAUGCCCGUCAGAAAAGCGCAUGAUGGUCCUAUUCACAUUCCUGAAAAAGAACCGAAAGAAGAAGGUGAUGGUGUUCCUGUCCACCUGCAUGUCCGUGAAGUACCACCAUGAACUGUUCAACUACAUCGAUCUGCCCGUCAUGUCUAUACAUGGUAAACAACAGCAGUCGAAGCGAACCACAACCUUCUUCCAGUUCUGUAACGCCGAAAGCGGUAUCCUGCUCUGCACGGACGUGGCGGCCAGAGGGCUGGACAUCCCGGCUGUCGAUUGGAUUGUCCAGUAUGACCCACCUGAUGAUCCUAAGGAAUACAUCCACCGCGUGGGCAGAACAGCGCGCGGUCUCGGCACCAGUGGACACGCGCUACUCUUCCUGCGGCCGGAGGAGCUCGGUUUCCUGCGCUUCCUGAAGCAGUCCAAGGUCACGCUCAACGAGUUCGAGUUCUCGUGGAACAAGGUGGCCGAUAUUCAGCUCCAGCUGGAAAAACUGAUAUCAAGAAAUUACUUCCUAAAUCAGUCCGCCAAGGAAGCAUUCAAGAGCUAUUUGAGGGCGUAUGACUCGCACCAUCUGAAGACUAUAUUCGACAUAGACACUAUUGAUAUGGCUAAAGUCUCAAAAUCGUUCGGUUUCACCGUACCGCCCGCAGUUGAGCUCAAAGUUGAGAAGAAAGGGCCUCCGACGAAGCGCAAGGGAGGAGGCGGGUAUGGAUAUUUCAAAUCACUGAAUGCUCCGAUGAGCCAGAAGAAUAAGGCAGAGAAAACAAAGAUCUACCGACAGAAAGGCGGUAAUAAGAGACCAGUGAGCUGAAAUGUAUGUUAACUAUUUUAAGUUAUAAUAAAACAUUGUAAUUUACA